AUUUCCUUAUGUCAUCACCUAUCCAUUCCUUCUAUUACUCCGUAUUCUAUUUCCUCUCUAAAUUUCAUUCCAUUCCAUUCCAUUCCAUUCAAAUUCUGUAAUCUGCCGCUGUAAGUCCUUACGAUUGCAUUCUUCUUCGGUCGCUGCAUCGCAUCUGCAACUGUAUUCUUUACUUUAGGGAAUGGUGGUAGCCACGGCUCUCUCACCAAUGAAGCAUCACCGCCACAAGAUCCCCCGGCGCCAUCGUUAGAUGCAAGGUUAUGAUCAGUCCCCGUACGACAGAGAAGAAAUUGGGGCUUAUUUCCUUCCGCAGAUACUGCACUCCCGUGCAACGCACGGGUGGAAUAACUAGUUGGCGUAAUACGGAGUAAUUAAAUAAGCUCUCUCCCAAUUUGAAGAAUCAGAUCCAUAAUGGACGAGCAGCAGAGGGCACACCUCCUUCAAUCAGCUGCUCAGUUUCCGCCUCCUGAAGGGGUGAAGCUGUCAUAUGGCACAUCAGGGUUCAGAGCUGAUGCGUCAGUGCUUGAAUCAACAGUCUUCCGGGUGGGGAUUCUGGCUGCACUGAGGUCGCUCAAGACUGGUUCAGUGAUUGGUCUUAUGAUCACUGCGUCUCACAAUAUCGUUUCAGAUAAUGGAGUCAAAAUUGCUGACCCGUCUGGCGGAAUGCUGACUCAAGAAUGGGAGCCCUUUGCUGACCAGCUUGCCAAUUCCCCAAAUCCUAGUUCUGUUCUAGAGUUAAUAGUUAAUUUUGUGAAGAAAGAACACAUUACACUCGAUAGAAAAAAAUCACCAGUGGUUUUAUUGGGGAGAGACACCAGGCCUAGUGGAGAGAAACUCAUUGCAGCUGCAAAGAAAGGAGUUGCAUCAAUUGUGGGAGCCGUUGCCAUUGAUGUUGGAGUGGUGACAACCCCACAACUUCACUGGAUGGUCCGUGCAAAAAACAAAGGCUUGGAAGCAUCUGAGUGUAGUUACUUUGAUCAACUUGCAUCCUCUUUCAGGUGUUUGAUGAGUUUGACACCCCAAAGAGGACGAAGCAAUGCUUGGAAUGAAAAAGUUAUAGUGGACGGUUCAGAUGGCGUGGGUGGAGAAAAGCUUGAAGAAUUGAAGAAAUUGUUGACUGGGAUCACCAUUGAAGUUCGUAAUCGUGGUGAUGGUGUUCUUAAUGAUGGCGUUGGUGCUGAUUUUGUGCAAAAAGAGAAGACCGCGCCACGCAAUUUUGGUCAUACCAAUGUUGGUCUGCGGUGCGCAAGUCUGGAUGGUGAUGCUGACAGGAUCGUCUAUUUUUCAAUAAAAAAUGACAAUCUCAAAAUUGACCUUGUUGAUGGGGACAAAAUACUAUCCAUGUUCGCUAUAUUUAUCAAGGAGCAAAUAUGUAUUAUAAAUAAGAAUAUAGAUGGAAAAGAAAAUAAGUUUUGUGCCCCGAGGCUUGGGGUUGUUCAGACAGCAUAUGCAAAUGGGGCAUCAUCUGAUUACCUAAAGUCAAUGGGUCUAGAAGUAGUGCUUACACCAACAGGGGUGAAAUACUUGCAUGAGAAAGCUGCAGAGUUUGAUGUUGGCAUUUAUUUUGAGGCAAAUGGGCAUGGAACCAUUCUGUUUUCUGAAGCAUUCUUAUGCUGGUUGGAGGGCAGAAGUGAACUUUUGUCAACAUCUGAAGGUUCAGAAGAGAAAAGAGCUGCUUCAGUACUUUUGGCAAUUAGUAAGUUGAUGAAUCAAGCUGUAGGAGAUUCUUUAAGUGACUUGCUUUUGGUGGAGGCCAUCUUACAUCAUAUGGGAUGGUCUAUCAAUGAAUGGAAUGCACUUUAUGAGGACCUACCCAGCAGACAACUUAAGGUAAAAGUGGUUGACAGAACUGCAAUUGUGACGGCGAAUGCAGAGACGGUUGUUACUAAACCUAGUGGUAUUCAGGAAGCAAUAAAUGUUGAAAUCGCAAAAUAUCCACGGGGAAGAUGUUUUGUCAGACCAUCUGGAACAGAAGAUGUUGUGAGAGUAUAUGCCGAAGCAAGCAGCCAAGAAGGAGCGGACUCCCUAGCAAACUCGGUCGCCAAGCUCGUUGAACUCCAUCUUGGUUUUGGUCACUCCUAAAUCCAAACAAACCUGUCUUCUGCUCUCUUCUUCAGGUCCAUGGUGGUUUUCUACGUGCCUACAUUAAUUUUCAACAAAUCCAGAACUGUGAGAUGCAGUUCAACUCAGUGGGGAACAAGCUCUCCAAAUCCCUACUGCUCCACAAACUUGAAGCCAUAUAUAGCAUUUAACACCGGAAAUGGUUAAAUAUAAUGGCAGUGACUUGUCGAUGUGUAAACAAGCUCAGUGGUAGAUGUUGUCAGCUAUCUGACUCAUCUUGCUGAUGGUUUUUUUUAUCAUUAUGUAAGACAUUCACACAGAUUGUUGAUUUUUUUUACAAUUCAAAUAAGAUCAUUAUGUUUUGAAUUUUUGCCACAUUCAUCUUUUGCUGUUAUCUUGUUCCAUGCAGUAGUAGUAUGCUUGAGAAAAUGCAUGUG
This is a messenger RNA of Cuscuta epithymum, 2498 nucleotides long. NCBI's taxonomy places the organism in Eukaryota, Viridiplantae, Streptophyta, Magnoliopsida, Solanales, Convolvulaceae. The record is from the annotation of a GenBank genome assembly.